CUUUUAGUUUUAGAGCCGUUGGGUGUAAACGGCCAAGUUGAGCUCUCAGUCCAACAGUCAGGUCGACGGCCCUCUGAGGAGGUCUCUCUGCUCCCCUCCUUUAUUCAGUUUUUGGUUGAAGGCGGACGCUCCUCAUCUCCACUGUCAGGAUGUCUCCGUCCACGUCCCCCCGGUUCUUCACGGAGAGGGAGGUGGCCUGCCACUGCACUAAGGAGUCCUGUUGGGUUGUGUUGGGGACCAGGGUGUAUGAUGUGACGGCCUUCUUGCAGAGGCACCCGGGUGGAGAAGCACUGAUACUUCGCCGGUCGGGCAAGGACGUGAGCCAAGACAUGAAAGGACCCCCACACCGGCACUCCGAGAACGCCCGGCGCUGGAUGGAGCAGUACUACAUCGGGGAGUUGGACAGAGACAGCGGUACCGAGGAGGCACAGACUCUGAGAGAGAGGAGGAAGGCCAGUGAACAGACAGAGGGAAAGACAGCAGAGAAGACAAUGGAUGUGAAGGUGAAGGAGGAGGAUGAGAACACCCCGUACAACCGCUGCAGCUCUGUGGACCUGGAAAAGGAUUUAGUGGACUGGGGGAAGCCCUUGGCAUGGCAGGUAGGCCACCUUGCAGAGAAAUAUGACGCGUGGGUUCACCAGCCAGUCGACAGACCAAUUAGACUGUUUGGAAACCCCCUCCUGGAGGCCAGCACCAAGACUUCCUGGUACUGGGUACCAGUGGUGUGGCUUCCUAUUGUGUUUUAUCUCAGUUGGUACUGCUACUCCACCCUGGCAAAGGGCACAACAAGGAUCGUCCUCACUUCAGACUUCUCGAUCCUGAUCCAUAAGUACUUUUUCCCACUGCUCUUUUUGAUGGGCUGGUUCUUGUGGUCGUUCAUUGAGUACUGCAUUCAUCGCUUUGUCUUUCACAUGAAACCACCAGCCCAUAACUACUACCUCAUCACACUACACUUCCUCCUGCAUGGGCAGCACCACAAGUCUCCAUUUGACGGCUCUCGGCUGGUCUUCCCCCCCGGCCUGGCCUCCUUAGUGGUGGGGAGUUUCUAUGCAAUCCUCUACAACACGCUCCCAGAGAUCCUUGGGAUAUCUGUGUUUGUUGGAGGACUGUGUGGCUACGUCGUGUACGAUAUGAUUCACUACUACCUCCACUACGGCUCGCCAAAGAGAGGCUCAUAUAUGUACAGUCUGAAGGCCUACCAUGUCAAACACCACUUUGAACACCAGAGAGCAGGUUUUGGGAUCACCUCCACAUUUUGGGACCAUCCCUUCAACACAGUCAUCCCCGAUGAAAAAUUCUAAUGCAGAAACAGCUCUCCUGAAGGGCCACAGGACUUGUCAGCCACUUUUUUUAGUAACCAGCCCACAUGCUAUAACCACCCUUAAACCAUCAGUCUCUGCAGCCAUAACUUCCACAAGCAAGCAACUAAGCCAUCCAUGUCACUAUAACACAUAUCAGCCUACUUUCUGAUUUCAGCCAUCAACAAAUUAUUUUCCUCUGCUCAGCCAUCUGUUUGUGUAUCAACCAGCUUGCACUAUUUCCUCACUGCAAUAAUUGGUAAGGCCAGUCUGUGGCAUUUUUAAACCAAUAUCUUGAUGCGCUCUCACUGCACUGAACUCAACAACCAUGUCGUCACCUGACUGCUACUCACAACAUUAUAAUAUUUAGAGAGGGACACACAUACACACACACACACACACACACACACACACACACACACACACACACAUACACAUACACACGCACAUGCACAACAUACAGAGAGAGAGAGAGAGAGAGAGAAAAGGACGUGAUAGAAGGUAGGCGGAUGUGGAAGACAGAGAAGAGAGAGGAUGAAAGAAUGACAGAAAGUGUGACAGAUAGUGUUGAUAGAGACUGAGUGAGAGAGAACCCCAAAACUGUAUCUUCUCACUAGGUGAACUAACUCAGGAAAAAAUAUCUUUAGCCUUCUUCCAAACUGCAGCUUGAAUCUUCCUUGUUUUGUCUCUGUCUCUCUUCUCUGCUGGCCACUAAGCUUCCCAGCUACGUUGCUACACUGUUACAUUACAGGUUUCUAACAGUCAUCAGAACUCCCCUCCACCAUGUUUGGUCUCAUGGUAGUUUUUCUAAAUUGGUAACAGAAAACAUCUGGUUUCAGAUAUUUGGACAUGCUGACAUUCAUUUGACAGUACAUAUUUAACUUAUUGCUAAUCAGUAAAGCUGCAAAGGGAGCUUAUACUGCAGUGUGCUAAUGUAAUGUACAUACUGUUAGGGUCAGUACAUUGCAUUAGCAAUGUAAAGCAGAUGUUUGAAUGUUUGAAACCACUGUGGAGAUAUAUUUUUUCUAGUCUAUUGUAAUAUUUCCUCCAUGUCCUUUUCUUUUUAUUAUUAAUGAUACAACAAAGAUGUAAAAAUAUAUUUUGUAAGAUGCUUUGUACAGAAGAGGAGAUUCUUUAAUUGUACCAGCUUUAUGUUAUCAGAGUGAGCAGAUGAUUUUUAGGAUGAUGAAUGCAUCUGCAGAUAGAUACUGUAUGUGCAGAUGCAUCAAGAUGUUAUACUGCAUGGAUGAUAGAAUGUUGUCAUGGUGACAGGGGGACAGAGAUGAAGGCAUGAGGCCAGCCUGUCAGAGUUCCUGUUGUGAGGAUCUCUGGGUCAAAGGUCACAGUAUGGCUAGGUGACAAAACUUGGGGGUUGAAGUCAUUGAUCUUUAACCACAACUCAUCAGAACUCAGCUAUUGGUAGGAUGAUUUUUUUAACUCUUAGUUUUUGGGUCUCACUGUCUUUUUGAAGCCAUCUGUGUAUUUGGCCCUGCGAAUCCCCACAGGAUGACGAUCAAUGAUGCAUCUGACUGGACAACAGGAGGCUUUGAGAGUGACUGGCGGAUCUUCGAAAUGUCUCUUCUUAACACCAAACAAUACUGAUAACUAAAGCAGAACAAAGUGAAUUCAGAAAAUGUCCAUAAAUAAUAGAGAAGAGAGACUAUUCUACUACUGCAGAAAAUCAUUUUAUUAUCAGGUUUUCUAUUUUGAGGAAAGACUCCCACUUAAAUAAUAUAUAUACCGAUAUUCUUACACAUGGAAAAUAACAUGCAACAUCUGUUUCAGAGAAGUAUAACCAUUUUUGAAGAAGAGAAAAAAAUGAUGAAUGAAUAAGUGAUCUACAUUGAACAUAUUCAGUGCAGCAUACCACAAAGAUAUUGCUUCAGAAAGAACCAAAAAAGUAUAUUUUUGAUGUUUUUAAUGAUUGUGGAGCCAGUGAUGACGUAAUAUCAGCAAUGAUGAUAAUGAUAACAAUAAUGAUGAUGAUGAUGAUGAUGAGUGUAAUGAUACAUAAUGAUCAUGAUGGCUGCUUGGCAAAGUGAAACAACUCCACCUGUCAGAUUAAAGUACAUAGAGAUCUUAUUUAUGCAUAUUUAAAUGGUAAAGAUGAAAACAGCUCGUAAGCUUUGAUUCUGACAAGUUUUCCUUGUGUUAAAUCAUGCAGCAUAAAAUAAUAUUUCCUAAAUCUGUUUACUAUAAUAUCUUAUAACAUUUAUUUUGGAAUUUUAAAUGUCUAUGCAAAUGCAAAACAUUUGUAAAUAAAUGUCUGUAUAUUUCUGA
This is a messenger RNA of Lates calcarifer (barramundi perch), 3578 nucleotides long. It is a transcript of the gene fa2h, whose product is annotated as fatty acid 2-hydroxylase. Gene Ontology annotation, biological process: fatty acid metabolic process; lipid biosynthetic process. Lineage: Eukaryota; Metazoa; Chordata; Actinopteri; Centropomidae. Gene Ontology annotation, molecular function: heme binding; fatty acid 2-hydroxylase activity; iron ion binding. Bases 150 to 1301 code for a protein of 383 amino acids. The transcript is spliced from 7 exons. The record is from RefSeq and is a predicted model, not a curated record. Gene Ontology annotation, cellular component: membrane; endoplasmic reticulum.